Messenger RNA from Symbiodinium sp. CCMP2456, 984 nucleotides. The record is from the annotation of a GenBank genome assembly. NCBI's taxonomy places the organism in Eukaryota, Dinophyceae, Suessiales, Symbiodiniaceae.
GCGACCGAAACGUCCUUCCGUCGUUUGCCACCUCUUCGGCGCUCACGCCGUGGAGCAGCUGACCUUAUCGCCCUCUGCCCGAAGGCAGAAAGCGGCCUUCUGGCGGUGGCCGAGGUGGAUGGCAUCGUGCGCUUGGAAGACGUCACUCAGACUGAGGCGUCUUGCCCGGAGCUGGCGAAAGACUCUUUGGAGGGAUCUUGCCAGGGUCUCUUUUGGCGAAGUCAGAGCCUGGCGCUCUGCAGCGCCUGGCGAGGUGGCGCCGCCCUGUACGAUGCUACGAGGCCUCAUCCCUCCAUGGCCCCCGUCGCGACCCUGGAGUGCGCGGGCCUCCUGCGAGCCCUUCCCUGGUCGAACCAUGCGCUCCUGGCCUCUGCGCAGGGGCUCCGGCUGUGGGAUUUCCGAGUCCCUGACUUGACGCGACUCUGGAGCCGGGAGGCGGCAACUCUGACGGCGGUGGCGGUGGAUUCGGAUGGAUACCACGCGGCCAUCACGACGCAAAACUCCCAGGGUCUGGGCAUCGAGGGCCUCGACCUGCGCAAAGCUGAGGUGAGCCAGAAGCCUUUGAUGAUUCGAGACCUUUUGGGCCUCUAUUCCCAAGAUGUGUCCAAGAUCCAAGACUUUUGGACCAGCUGCCUUUCUGUGGGCAGGUUUGGGGAGACUUGUGCGGUCUUCAGUGACGGUACCCAUGGCCUUGAUUACAUGGCUUGCUUUGCUGGCGGCCCUGGCACAGUACCCUUGGUCAUGGGCCCCAGCAACUUUAACAUCACCGCUCUGCAGUGUGCCAGCAGCCAUUGUGCGAGCCUUGUGGGGGUCAGCAGCCCAAGCCACGCCAGUAGAGGGUGGGCAGAACUGCGCUGGCUAUCUCGAGCCGCCGCUCAGCAGAAGGCCAUCCGACGGGUCAAGCCGAAGAAGUUUUUCCGACAGCACAACGCAGGUGAGAAUGACUUCCGCGAGCGCGGCUUGGGCCGACGGGGAAGGCGAUGA